AUGACACCUGUUCCUCGCUCCAUGCAGAACGAGAGCGGAGAUCUCAGUACGCAGUCGGCGCUGUUGGACAUCAGCCAAGAAGAGCCGGAAGUACAUCUGAAGCAGAGCAACAAUGGGGCUGGGAGCCCAUUAAUCGACAAACUACCUCGUGAGAUACGUUAUGAGAUCUAUUCGUACCUGCUAGUCAACCCCGUUCUCGGCACAAGCUGGUCAGUCAUUGAAAACGAAGCACAUACUCUCGGCAAGCGAGAGCACUAUGAUCUACAUCCUGCGAUCCUACAAACGUGCAGGAUGAUCUACAUGGAGGCAUCGGAAGUCCUUUAUGGCACAAACACAUUUUUCAUCACUUGUUUCUCCGUCCAAGAACUCUACAGGAUUGAAUACCUCUGUCCCAUAACCCGCCACUUGGAAGACGAAAAACCAACCACAACCGAGCGAUUGACGAUAUACGCUCCAUCUAUCAAGACCGUCAGGCGGUGGAGAGUCUUGAUAUGCGAAGUAGAUAUCCAGGAUGAUCUCUAUGGGACACUCCCGCCAGAUGUUUUAGAUCAUCCCGAUCUAUACAAGCAAUCACAAUGGCAGCUUCUCCAUUUUUGUCAGUCGAUUUGUCGAAGUCCUCCACGAUCUUUAGAAGUCAUUUUCGGACCAAUUUCAGCAAAGCGCUGGGCAGCAAGAACAACUCAAAUAUUUCAUAAGGUUACGGAUCCUCUGCACCUCCUUCUAAAGAUCCCUACUUGUUGCGUCCGACUAGCAAGUUCCGAAGAACUUAGGAACUCAAUGGCAGGAAUGUACUUUCUGUACUGGAAUGAGGAUGAGUGGGCCGACACGGAAAAUAGCGAUAACAAUAUUGACGAGUUCAGGGUGGAGAGUUUUGACGAGAAAUGCCGUGAUCUGAGGGCGCUCAUCACAGGGCAAUCUCCAGUCGAGCUAGUAUUUGCAAUGUUUUCCAACCUGCUGUCCUAUGCACAAGCAUUCGAAAGAGACCCUACUUUUAAGGACCAGAUGGGGCUGGACCCAGAAAAAGAUGAAGAAAUUAAAGAUAUCUUCGGCAUGGAAUACGAAAACCGACUACCCAGACCGCUCCUCGACAAGAACCCUUACCGAUUACGGCAUUCGAUGGUGCCUCUGGAGGAAGCUUUAUCACGAGCAAAGUGGGCUUCUAAUAGUAGUGACUGGCCAGAAUUCAAGCUACAGAGAGCUAAGGUUUUGGAAAUUCUGGAACAACACUGCGUCAAGAUAGCUGGGGCCCGUCAUGACUUGGCACUGUUUUUAAGACAAGAGAAGAUGGAGAAUGGUAUCUUCGGCGUCAAUCACGAGGAACGGGCCUCGGAAUUCCAUCAUACUCGGAUUGAGGAUUGCCACGAAGUUGCCCUCACCUACUUGGAGGACUAUGCCAGUGCUUUCGACAGAGACAUAAAUCGAGCAGGCAGAGCAAUGCUCAAAAGCUGUCAAGAUCUAUUCGACACGGAAUACAACCGUAUGCCGCGAGAGACUUUGUUGAGAGAGCUCAACCAAUGGAUUAAGCUACGCAAGUUUGAAAAUUUCAGGCGGAGAUUCAAGAGAGCUGUAGACGAUGUGGACAAGCAAUUUACCGAGAUUCUACUUGCUAGGAGUAAGAUUUUUGAGUGGGAUAUCUCUGAAGACCGAGGCUUUCUGUUGGGUCUAGAAAUAGGCCAGUGCGACAAGAUUUCCGAGUCAGACUUCAAGAUUCUGCCUACUCGACAAAGCAUCACGCUCCGUGUAGGACCAAGGCGCCGCUAG
This is a messenger RNA of Mollisia scopiformis, 1761 nucleotides long. RefSeq lists its product as uncharacterized. The record is from RefSeq and is a predicted model, not a curated record. Lineage: Eukaryota; Fungi; Ascomycota; Leotiomycetes; Helotiales; Mollisiaceae. Bases 1 to 1761 code for a protein of 586 amino acids. The transcript has a single exon.